AUGGCGACAGCCAGUGUGAUCGCAUUCGGCUUUCUGCUUGCCACAGCUCUUUCUGCCCCUGUGAAAGUCAAAGAGGACACCAUGACCCUGUUCCACGGUGAGGAUUUCCACAUCAUGCUGCCCUCGCUCGGGCUGGAGGUCUCGUUUCGGAACAGGUCAGCUCCGUGGUUGGCCAAUGUGGUCCUGAUGCGGGACGGCAUCAUGGUCAACAGCCGGGCCAAGCUCAACCGCCACCUCAGCCACCUCAUUAUAGACUCUGUGGGCGAGGGGGACGAGGGCGUGUACACCGUGAAGAAUCCAGAUAAGCCAGAGGACGUCAGACGCAUCACGCUUGUAGUCCGAGAUUGCUCCAACGAGCAGAUCAUUAAAUAUGGAGACAGCUACCAUAUUCCGCUGUUAGGGGUGACUCCUCCCAUCACCCUGGAGUACAGGCCCAGUGCUGUGGAGGCCAACCAGACAUCUAGUCCUGCUCUGGUGCUACUGACCAUCACAGGGAUGACCAGGGAGGGCUACCGGGAUCGAAUCAGCGUCAGCGAGCGCCAGGUCACCCUCAGUGCCGUCACGGGUGCAGAUGAAGGUAGCUACACUGUCAGGGAUGCCAAAGGUGAAAUCCAAAGGAAAGUGUGUCUCAACGUCAGAGAGCACCAAAACUUUGUGAUCCUGCCGUACGGGAAAAGAUUGAAGAUCAACCUGAUACUCAACACCUCCUUGGUCCGCCUCUACUAUACUCCGGACAAUGACCCCACACCCCGUCUGCUGCUGGACAAGGGAGAAUUUACAAGCGCCCGAGAGGAGCUGAAUCUCCAGGACCGUCUCUCUAUGGAGGGUUCAUUGGUGUUUCUGGAUCAGGUCAAGGGUGCAGAUGCAGGCCAGUUCAAAAUUAUUGACAUCCUGGGAUUCACUGUGUCCAGCAUCCACCUGGAAAUGCAACCAUACAAGCUGGAGUCCCUGUAUGUGGCCAUCAUUGCCCUGUUGGGCCUGCUGGUUUUCCUUCUGCUGGUUUGUCUGCUGUCCUGCCUCAUCAAAGUGAAGAAGAGGGCCAAGAGGGCUGCUGCCCUGGAGAAGAUCGCCCAGAACGCGGGCAAAGAGGAUGAGGGAGAGGCCUUCAGAGAGGUGGUCAAGAACAUCACCAAACUCAGUGAGGAGUCCAAGCAUUCCCAGGCGGACAAUACAGAGAAAUCUCAGAGCACUGAGGUGGAUAUUAAAGGUCUGGAGGUUUCCUCUAAAGAGGUUGGGGUCGAUAACAUGGAGACCAGUGACUCCGGCGUUGGCUUUAACACUGCCCUCCCACUGGACACUGACACUGAUGCCCCUGAUCAAAUCUCUGAGUCUGCGACUGUAACCGUCUCUAUUGCCCCUGAAACCAAACCAAGUCCACCAUCUGCUGCUGAGUCCAAGCCAAGUGCUCCACCGGCUGUGGAAAUUAAGUCCAGUCCAGUAGCUGAAACUAAAGCCUGCCCAGCACCCGAGACGAAGAAAACCCCUGAUCAGCCCGUGGAAGCAAAGUUGGACGUGUCCAAACCAGCAGAUGUUAAGCUCAGUCCAGCCCCGAGCCCUGAGCCCGGGGCUGGUCUGAGCGCACCUGAUCCAAAGCCUGCACCUAGCCCAAGCCCGGAGCCUAAACCAGCCGUUCCUAAAGCCACCACUCCAACACCUGAAGUGAGUAAGAGUGCCCUGACUCCCACACCUGAGCCCCCUAAACCGACCACCCCGGAACCUAUCACCAACGGUACACCUGAGCCAGGCCCGGAUUCCAAACCAAGCCCAGACCACGCUGAUAUUAUCAGUGGCUCAGCUCCAAAAGCAGCUCCCCCUAAAACCCCUGAAGUGGAGCUGAAAUCCAGUGGUGGUGCACUGGAGGCCACCAAGGAUGGCACUGUGGCUGAGGAUUCGACCACCACCACCUGA
Chelmon rostratus (copperband butterflyfish) is the source of this 1908-nucleotide messenger RNA. RefSeq lists its product as uncharacterized. The record is from RefSeq and is a predicted model, not a curated record. The coding region runs from base 1 to 1908 and encodes 635 amino acids. The transcript is spliced from 10 exons. NCBI's taxonomy places the organism in Eukaryota, Metazoa, Chordata, Actinopteri, Chaetodontiformes, Chaetodontidae.